GGGCAGGGUGAGGGUGUGUGCGGUGGUGCUCGCUGCCGCCAGUGCCGUCUCCACCACGCGGGUUGCCACCUCAUAUCAGUGUCUCCGGCCGUGACUUGUGUGACCUGUGGUACCUGUGUGACCUAGGCCUUCCGUCUCACACAAGGGUCUUCGAGGCUUUUAUUGGCGACACCCUACCGAGAUCAUUAGUGUUGGAAAAUCGCAGAUAAAAGACAAUGUGUAGAAACAAUUAGUGUGAGAUUAGCUGUUUUACGCUUGAAGAAAUGUCUGUUUUAACUCAUUGUGCUCUGAAAAAUAUAAAAACAUAAUGACAGUUUUUAUAUAAGAAAAUAUAAGCUGAAUAAGAGAUGGUACUCAUGAAAAUGUCCUGGAGAGAAAGAAGUGUUACUCUAUAGUACAUCGUAAUGAAACACAACUCGAAAGAAAGAACAAGGUGAGAAACCAUAACAAAUCGUCAGGAGGACGAUAAACAAAAGACGAUCGCAGUGACGUGACCGAAAGAGACAAGUACCCGUCAAGAUGAAGGAGGAAGGAGGGCAGUGAAACCAAAAAUAAAUCCCGGGGAAAAGAAAAAGAAAAAGAAAACAAAACACGAUCGCACUGACGUGAGGAGAGAAACCAUUGCACGUCAAGAUGCGGGAGGAGGAAGGACAAUGUGGGAACUGUGGCUACUACCUCAAGAAUAUCGUCAAAUUCCUGAUCAGUCAUAUAGGCUUGGUGUCCCUGGUGAUAGGCUACACCAUCGUAGGAGCCUUCACCUUCGAGUGGCUUGAGGCUAAACAUGAACUGGAGGUGAAGGCGAACAUGUCCUCCGUCAGAAAAAAGGUGAGGGACGAUCUGUGGAACGUGACCGAACGCAUGCUCGUCCUCAACGAGACCGAGUGGUCUAACUCGGUCCGUCAGCACCUGGUCGACUUCGAGAAGUCCCUCAUCGAGGCCAUCAAGAAAGACGGUUGGGACGGAGACGAGAGUGCCAAGACCCAGCAGUGGACCUUUGCCGGAGCACUCUUCUACUCCAUCAUCCUCAUCACCACCAUCGGUUAUGGCCACAUUGCGCCUAAGACAGACUGGGGUAAAGUGGUGACUAUUUUCUACGCCAUCCCGGGAGUGCCGCUCAUGAUGCUGUGUCUGGCCAACAUCGGCGAUGGCAUGGCCCACUCCUUCAGGUUCCUUUAUUGGAAGGUCUGCUGCUAUGCCUGCACAAAAAGGCCCAAGAAAAAGAGACGGGGCAGGUCCGUACGCAGCUCCAGAAGGUAUCCGAGCCAGUCUGGAGGCAGCACCCGGACCCGCACCUCAUCCUUCAGGAGAUCCAACAGAGCCUCUGAGAAGUCAGCAGACUCACACCUCAGUGACUCAGCCUUCUACACUUCCUCCUACUCUGAUCCUGAGUACAAGAUGGACGAUGACAUGGUGGAGGCGGACAUGCGGGGACUACAGAGUAACAGACCAUCAGAACACAGCCACCACACCAGAUCCUCACAGAACUCCAAGGGCUCAGACCAUCUCACGCCACCACCCAAAGAGGAUGAAGGACGAGUAGCGGUUCUUUUCAACAAGUACGCCCUGGAGAAAGAAGGCAUCACUCCCGAGGAUGGACACAGAGCCUCAGGGCGAGACCAGGACCGCGAAGUGGAGAUGAGAUCUGACGGAAGGGAAGGAAGCCGAAAAAGCAGACGAGACGAGGAAGCUGACCUGCCCGUAACCCACCAACCCAGGAGUCCACGUGUGGGCCCAAACCCUGGCUACUCCGACUCUCCCACGAUGCCUAGAUCACCUCGCACCUCAGAAAGAUACUCCCGCCACUUACCUCCCCCAUCUGAUCCUAGAAGUCGUCUCUCCCGUCUAGAUGAAGAGUACUACUACGAUGACUACGAUGAUAGAUACGACGAUGACGAUGACGAUGAAGAUCUUAUUGGAGACAAACCUGUUCCUAUCUGGCUGGGCGUGAUGCUGGUGGUAGCCUACAUCUUUGGUGGUGCGUUCCUCUUUGCCAGCUGGGAGGACUGGGGUUUCUUAGACUCCGUAUACUUCUGCUUCAUCACUCUUACAACAAUAGGCUUUGGUGACUUUGUUCCUGCGCAGGGAGUGAAGGAAAAUGUGAAACUGAGCAUAGCCUUGUGUUCCAUCUACCUCCUGUUUGGUAUUGCUCUGUUGGCCAUGAGCUUCAACCUAGUGCAAGAAGAAGUCAUCAGCAACGUCAAGAACAUGGCUAAAAGACUCGGGAUCCUGAAGGAUGAGGAGGGAGAAGAUGAAGUGGAAUGAAGACAAAGCUCGGCUGCAGUUGUGUAGUCACUUAGGGUGGAGGUAGACUAUACUGUAGAUGUUCAUCAUGCUACACAGAGCAUAAUUUAGAUAUUAGAAGUAUGAAGGAUUUUAUAAUUAAUCAUCAGUAUUUGAGGAUGAAGUGUGGGUAUCUACUUAAGCUUAGAUCCUUACGUAUAGGAUGAAAGGACAGCUGAAGUGCCCAGGCCUUGAGAAAUAUACAAAUGUAAGUAGCACUGUAAAAUUCAGGUCAUGAUGGAAACAGAUUAUGACUAAUUCGUCGUAGAAGGUAUGUUGUUGAGUCGUUAUAUACGGAUAAGACAUUAUAACUUGCAUCAGACUUAUUUUGAGUGAAAAAUGCAGUCAUUAAACCUCACAGACAGAAACAGAGUAAUGAGGUGAAUAUAGAUGUUAAACUACAAAAACUUAAUUUUACCAAUGUUAAAUCAUCCAACUUAAUUACUUAGCACACAGUGUAUAUGAAGGUGAAUGCAAUGUAUAAAGCAAAUAUUUUUUAAAGAAAAAUAUAAAUAUAUUGGAAUAAUUUGCAUUUUGCUUCGGGACUGGCUGGGGGUGUAAUGUUAAGUGGCGUUCCACAAGAGACUAUAUUAGGUCUGAUCUUAUUCAUCGUAAACAAUAAUAUUUUACCCAAUUUUGACUUAAGAAGUGCACCUCCUUGUUGAUGAUACGAAGAUGUUCCAAGAUAUUGCCUGAUCAAGACCAAAUACAGAUUGAAAGGUUCUAGAUAACAUCUGUAAAUAGUACAAGAUAGUACAUGGUUGAUUUGCUUUUAUCUAGGCAAAUGGAAAAUUAUGUUUAUUUGAACGAUAAAAGAAAUCACGGAGCAUAUUGUUUAAAUGGAAAAAAUUAGCCAAUUGAGUUGAAGAAGACAGGUAAAGAAAAGUAUCUAGAUGUGGUGAUGAACAUGAAAACAAGGCGAACCUGAUGAUGAAGCCAGAUCCUGCGAACAUUCAGUUACUUGGAUACUGUUUAAAAGACCUUCGAUAGUUGUGCAAUGCCCUGGUGCACCCACAUAUAAAAUAAACUAAUGCAGUAUGGCAUCCCUAAAUGAUGAAAGAAAUUCAUACAGUUGAAAGUGUUCAAAGACAGACAAAUAUAUUCAUAACACUGCUGAAGAACUUCGGUUAUGAAUAUCGUCUGAGAAAGCUGAAGAUUCCAUCAAUGGUGUACACUGUACACCGUGAUACAGUGCUUGUAUGAUGGUGAUGUUGAUGCAAGGAUUAAACCAUAAAGUGUAAUCCCCAGCCAGUGCCAGAGGUCACAGCUUUAAGAUGUUUAGGAUAUUUCAACAAAUCAAGUCGGGACAGAACAACUUCUCACUGCGGUUGGUUGAAUAAGCACUGGAUGAAUCAAGAUAUUAUAUAUAAUUAUAUGCAAUUCCAGAUCCACUAGCUUUCUUGUUUCAGUACCAAUUAGUGUUAUACAGCGGAUGAGGAUGAUCUGGACAUACAGGUAUGAAGCCUUGUCCAGAAUGCAUCUCGGUGACCUAAGCAAGAAAAUCUGUGAACUUCAAUUUGUUUUAACACAUAAGCAAUAUUUUCUAUCAAUAUCUGUAUUGUAUAUUGAUUUUCCCAAACUUAAUAUUCGAUAAUACACACAGCAGCUUGUUCAUUCAUUUAAUUUACUAUCUCUCUGUCACCGAGUGUCAGGACCCUUGCUCAAAACACUCACUCAAGGUUCUACUUUAAAUAAUUUGAUAAAGAAAUGAAUAAUUGCCGAAAUAUAAUAAUAAAAAAGAUAAGAAAAACUUACUGGGAAAAAGUAUGAAGAUUUCUUCAAUUCAUGUAGUACUGUACAGUAUUGUACUGCAAUGAGUAAGGAGCUAACCAGUGUACCACAAUGUACAAUAAUAGUACUUUCACCACUGUUUGUCUUCCCAGUAAGUACAGGUAUAAUACUAUGCUAAUAUCAUAAAGCUAAAAAAAAUACGUAAUUUAAUAUAUUUUUUUAAAGUGUCAAAUUUCUAACCAAACGAAUAUAUAACAUAAAUGGACUUGUUCAUCAUCAACACUAUUGACCUGCAGGCAUCCAACAUUACUGUUGUUAGAUGAAAUAUUCAUCAGAAGAGCUGAGGAUAAACAGCACCUGUAGGAUAUUCUUGAAACAAAAUAUAUGGAUAAUUAAUUACCUUUCUAGUGUAUUAGAAGUGCUUGUUGUCUCCAGUGAACUAGUCAGUGCAUCCCUGCUGAAUAACCCUGACUGCUCACUUGGCACAUAAAUAUUCAUUCCAUCGUGUUUUCAUCAGAGUCGAGGUCCAUCACCCACUUCACCCUCUGAAUAUGGCAAUUAAAUUAAGCAAUAACUUAACAAUAAUCCAAAAUGCAAAUUGCCAGGGCACAAAUUUAUUUCUUCUCUUAACUUUCAUGUUAAUGACUCCUGGAGGUUCAUCACAGUUUGUAGAAGUACUGUAUAUCAAGGAGUAGAUCACACUUUUGUAGAGUUUCUGUACGAAAGCAACACACUCCAUUAUUUGUUAAAUAGUUUUGUAUGUAAGUCCUCAUUUCACUCUUGACAACGGUUAUGUGUAUAACGGUUUAAUAUACAUUUCUCACUUAUAUCGCAGUUUUCCAGACAGUUUUUUAAUGUUACUGUAUUUAUAUUUAAUUUUGUGUGUUUAUUUUGAUUAUACUACAGAAUGUAAGACUAUGAUUGUAGUCUGAGACUAACACCGUUCCAGCAGCCUCAGAUGAGGUCCAUGUUUUAAUAAACCACCGUGAAUUAGCACCAGGAUGAUAGUCUUGUCAAAGUUCAAAGAUCAAAAAUGUCAACAGAUUUCAUCAGUGAUUAUACAGUAUACUUCAUUUUUAGUCCAUAUAACACGCGGACUUUGAACAUAUAAUCAACGACCUCACCAGCAAGCAAUCGAACCCUCGACCUACUGGGUGGGACUAGGGA
Molecule: messenger RNA, 5178 nt
Organism: Homarus americanus (American lobster)
Lineage: Eukaryota; Metazoa; Arthropoda; Malacostraca; Decapoda; Nephropidae
Gene: galene
Exons: 10
Coding region: 634-2262 (542 amino acids)
Biological process (GO): potassium ion transmembrane transport; stabilization of membrane potential
Cellular component (GO): membrane
Molecular function (GO): potassium ion leak channel activity
Source: RefSeq, a predicted model, not a curated record